CGGAAGCCGCGGGGCCUUCUAAAUCCGAAAGUCUCCGGAGCUUGCGCCAGGCUCUUCGCGGCGCCCCCCACUUAGACGCGGGGCUUCUGAGCGGGUGGGGGAGAAGGAACUGUUGCCGGUGCGGAGACCAGGCGGCCAGCGUCCGCAGGGAUGAACCUCGAGUUGCUGGAGUCCUUUGGGCAGAACUAUCCAGAGGAAGCGGAUGGAACUUUGGAUUGCAUUAGCAUGGCCCUGACGUGCACCUUUAACAGGUGGGGCACACUGCUUGCAGUUGGCUGUAACGAUGGCCGAAUUGUUAUUUGGGACUUCUUGACAAGAGGCAUUGCUAAAAUAAUUAGUGCACACAUCCAUCCAGUCUGUUCUUUGUGUUGGAGUCGAGAUGGUCAUAAGCUCGUGAGUGCUUCUACAGAUAACAUAGUGUCACAGUGGGAUGUUCUUUCAGGCGAUUGCGACCAGAGGUUUCGAUUCCCUUCACCCAUCUUAAAAGUCCAAUAUCAUCCUCGAGAUCAGAACAAGGUUCUCGUGUGUCCCAUGAAAUCUGCUCCUGUCAUGUUGACCCUUUCAGAUUCCAAACAUGUUGUUCUGCCGGUAGACGACGACUCCGAUUUGAACGUGGUGGCUUCUUUUGAUAGGCGAGGGGAAUAUAUUUAUACAGGAAAUGCAAAAGGCAAGAUCUUGGUCCUGAAAACAGACUCUCAGGAUCUUGUUGCUUCCUUCCGAGUCACAACGGGAACAAGCAAUACCACAGCCAUUAAGUCCAUUGAGUUUGCCCGGAAGGGGAGUUGCUUUCUAAUUAACACAGCAGAUCGAAUAAUCAGAGUUUAUGACGGCAGAGAGAUUUUAACGUGUGGAAGGGAUGGAGAGCCUGAGCCUAUGCAGAAACUGCAGGACUUGGUGAAUAGGACCCCAUGGAAAAAAUGUUGCUUCUCUGGGGAUGGGGAAUACAUAGUGGCGGGCUCUGCCCGGCAGCAUGCACUGUAUAUCUGGGAGAAGAGCAUUGGCAACCUGGUGAAGAUCUUGCAUGGGACCAGAGGAGAACUCCUGCUGGAUGUGGCUUGGCAUCCAGUCCGACCCAUCAUAGCUUCUAUUUCCAGUGGAGUGGUGUCCAUUUGGGCCCAGAACCAAGUAGAAAACUGGAGUGCAUUUGCACCAGAUUUCAAAGAGUUGGAUGAAAAUGUAGAAUAUGAGGAAAGAGAAUCAGAGUUUGAUAUUGAAGAUGAGGAUAAGAGUGAGCCUGAGCAAACAGGGGCUGAUGCUGCUGAGGAUGAGGAAGUAGAUGUCACCAGCGUGGACCCCAUUGCGGCCUUCUGUAGCAGUGAUGAAGAGCUGGAAGAUUCAAAGGCUCUGUUGUAUUUACCCAUUGCCCCUGAGGUAGAAGACCCUGAAGAGAAUCCAUAUGGCCCCCCACCGGAUGCAGUCCCAACCUCCUUGAUGGAUGAAGGGGCUAGUUCAGAGAAGAAGAGGCAGUCUUCAGCAGAUGGGUCCCAGCCACCAAAGAAGAAACCUAAAACGACCAAUAUAGAACUCCAAGGAGUGCCGAAUGACGAAGUCCAUCCACUACUGGGGGUGAAGGGGGAUGGCAAAUCCAAGAAGAAGCAAGCAGGCCGGCCUAAAGGAUCAAAAGGUAAAGAGAAAGAGUCUCCAUUUAAACCGAAACUCUACAAAGGGGACAGAGGUUUGCCUCUGGAAGGCUCAGCGAAGGGUAAAGUGCAGGCGGAACUCAGCCAGCCCCUGGCAGCAGGAGGAGCGAUCUCAGAACUGCUAUGAAGACGGUGAAACUCGGUUUUUCUCACGCUGUCGUCAGGUGGCCUUUGGACAGUGCGGCCAGUCAUUUGAGAUUGGCUUUAAUCGAAAACAAAGGCCUCUGCCUCCCACCCAGGAGGUGGAAGGAGGAUUUUAUGUUUGAAUGAAGAAGUGAAUUAUGGAAGAAGAGCACAGGUCCCUGCCUUCCCUUUCAAGCAUAAGUCCAAAUAGGCUCUCAGGAAUGAGGAUGCGUGAAGACGUCGGGAGAUCUGACUCACUUCAGCUUCACACUUGGUUGUGUUGCUGGUGAAAAAUGCCCGUGUUUUGUUCACCUGACUGUUGAAGUCACAUCCUUUGGACAUGUCAUUCCCAUCUCCUGCUGCCUUCCAUCCUCAAUGCAUGUCCUUGUGACUUGUUCUUUUCUGAAAUUUCGCUACCAGUAUCCUAGGAAAACCGGUGCAUUUUCUGUUUCUUUCAUUCAUAACUCCCCUUCUCAGAUGCUUCCUGUAUUUCUAUAUUGUGUAUAAAGGUUGGACAGAGAAGCGAGUGCUUGAAAGAUUUCAAAUUGGCAGAAAAGGAAGGAAUCUAGAAGGCCCCUGUCAUUCUGUCUCGGGAGGCUGGGCUCUAGAGAAGCUGGGGUUUCCCUUGCAUUGCAUGUUUCCCAGUAUCAGAUCUGUUUGAUAAUCAUGGUUUUUGGAUAUGAUUAGUUUUACCCAUCUCCAGCUAAGGAUCAUCAGUAGUUUGUGUAUUACUUUAUCCGUGUUGACUUCCAGAGUUAGAAACAAAGCAAGGUGUGUUUCUCCACAAGCUUCUGUAUCAUGGGGGUGGGGCACCUAUUCGAGGACUGAUGUGAAACCCCCAAAAUCAAAGCAGCAGCAGCUCACUUCAAAUCCAAGAUGAGGUUCAUUCGUUCAGUCAUUGCCUGUGGAGAACCUAUCCGCACCAGCCCUAGUGUGUCUCUCUUCCUGGAGCCAGGCCCUCUGUGUUUUCACACACUUCCUUUCUGUGAAAGGUUGCUUAGCUUUUUUUACCCUUCUCUUUCUCACCCUGGCUCUCUCUGCAUUUGCUGUUCUUUUAAUAAAAAUAGCAAAUUGGA
Peromyscus eremicus (cactus mouse) is the source of this 2839-nucleotide messenger RNA. It is a transcript of the gene Rbbp5, whose product is annotated as RB binding protein 5, histone lysine methyltransferase complex subunit. The record is from RefSeq and is a predicted model, not a curated record. Bases 151 to 1767 code for a protein of 538 amino acids. The transcript has 14 exons. Gene Ontology annotation, molecular function: protein binding. NCBI's taxonomy places the organism in Eukaryota, Metazoa, Chordata, Mammalia, Rodentia, Cricetidae. Gene Ontology annotation, cellular component: Set1C/COMPASS complex.